GGGACGCAACUCCUCUACUGCGCGUGCGUUGUACAGUCGCGUACAGUUCAGUAGACACCCAACACUGUAGCUAGCAUUCCCAACAAUCCCCUGCAUACACUAAUGUUAAGUUUAUUUAACAAACUAAUGUUAAAAACAACUAUACGGUGUUAAAAUAACGUGUUAAUUUAACAAAUUGAAAAGUAUCGAUUGAUGUUAUAACAUUAAAAAGUUUUCCGCAGAUGCAGCCGACGUUGCCCGCCCUCUGGUCGGAGAUAGAGCGGUACCGGCGGCGGCGCGGGCGCGUCACGCUCGCCGAGCUCAGCGAGAUCACUGCGCGCGCGCACCAGAUACAUCUGCAGGAGCUGCGUCGUUUGCGAGAACUUCACGCAAGACUAGAGUGGCCACGAGCGCACCGCCCGGAGAUUGUGCUCUACACACCCGGUCAGCUUAGACAGCAUAUCAGGUUGGGAAACUCAGCAGAGGACACUAUCCAAGCGGCGCAGCCCACCUCAUCCACAGUCUGGAGACCGGGACCGCUUGGUGCACAGUGGCAUCUACCAGACAACGAUCUCAUGAGCGACAGUGGGAAGACAAGCACAACUGUAGACGGAGAAUGGUCAGUGUGGAAGGCGGCGCGAGGGUGGGGGGCGGGGGCGCUCUUGCUGAUAGCAGCCCUUCUGCUCGUGCGCGCCACUGAUCGAUGCUUUACGCGGAACUAUGCGCGAUCGCGUCGAAGACGAUCUGAAGAAUGGCCGACACCUAACGUACUUGCAACUAGCAAUCGUCACCCACUAAGCUUAGAUCCCGAAGUGCCAAUUGAAUUCGACGCCUACCCCUCAGAAUCCAGCGAAAUAAGCAACGAUGUGAUUUUUAAUGCGGAUCUUCCGCCACCAUAUUCAGAAUGCGCAAACGAUGCCCAGAAACACAACAAUCGAGAAGAGCCGCCCCCGCCUUAUUCCGAAUGUUACGUUGCUUUUUCCAAUCCCAAAAACGGCACCCCAUCCGUACGCUUCUUAAACAGUCAACGACAAAAUAUAUUUGUUGAGGACAUGGCAUCUACUACUCGAUAUAUCAAUGUGCAGACAUCAACUGACGAGCUUACUGAAAUUGCUCAUUCUAGCAAUGGUUUUAAUCAUAUAGAUACUGGACAAAUUCCGCAUAAUCCGAUUGGUGAUCGAAUACACAGGAUACCGUACGUUGAGAAUGCUGCCGAGAGAGAUGAUGAAUCCGACGAUUGCAAUGGGAAUUGCAUUAUGGAUUCUCUUGAAUGUAUCAAUGUUGGUCCCGCCCCGUUGGCUUCUGAAGAGUUAUCCACAGACACUCAGGAUGAUGUAACGAUAGAGAUUGAUAAUUAUAAUGAAGAAAUGGCAAGUUGUUAAUUUGUGAGACAGAAGGAUUGAAAUUAUGUUUCGAGUAAGGAAACGCUUAGGCAGAAGCCACAUGGUGCGGCGUCGCUGCGGUGGCCUGCAACAAAUAUCAAUGACUAGCGGACGCCCGCGACUUCGUCCGCGUGGAAUUUAGUUUUUCACAAAUCGCUCGGGAACCAUGCAUUUUUUCGGGAUAAAAAGCAGUAUAUGUGUUAAUUCAGGCUAUAAUAUAUCUUAACACCAAAUUUCAGCGAAUUCGGUUCAGUAGUUGAGGCGUGAAAGAGUAACAAACAUUCAUAUCAUCAAAAUCAUCAGUUUUCGCAAAUCUCGGGAAACCAUGGAUUUUAUCGGGAUAAAAAGUACCUAGCCUAUGUGGUAAUCCAGAGUAAAAUCUAUUUCCUUUCCAAAGGAGAUGGUCCAUUUCAGGGCCACUCUUGUACCCCGUAUCAUUAAAAUUUUAAAAAUACAAGGAUUUUAUUAAAAUUAUUAAAGUGAAUAAAUGUAACUAUUAAUUAUUAAAGUGAAUAAAUUUAAAUAAAAAGAAAUAAAUAAAUUUAAAAUCCAAGUUUUUGAGUUUUAUAAAGAUGGCGGCCUUAAAGCAACUAUGACAUGACAAUUAGACAGCAAACGUCAAAUCGAUUACUGCAUUGAAAACUUCAUCAAUCCGCCAUUAUUAAUAGUGUUGCAUUUCUUCGGAGAUAAUGAAUAUUAUUUCGAAAGAAUUAAAGUAAACUCGUAGAUUUGUAUAAUCAAUAAUAGUUAGAAAAAUAUUUUAUUUUAUUUACGCUAGGGUACAAUGACUGGACCUGGGCUCCAUACAAUUUUGGACCAUCUCCUUUCAGCUAAAUCGCUUCAGUAGUAGCGGCGUUAUAGAGUAAGUAACAAACAUCCAAACGUCCAUACAAACUUUCGCAUUUAUAAUAUUGGUAGGAUAGAAUAUACCAGUCGGCGCGUUCCGGCUCCACACGGCAGGCGCACUAUCUGCCACGGCGCCGCACACUAUCUUCUACGGCGCCGCACACAAUCUGCCACGGCGCCGCACACCACGUCACGUGUACAGCGACGCAAAACGUCUUAAACGCGGCGCCGCACCGCACUGUGUGGCUUCACUCUUAUGAUUUUCAAGAGCUAAUUUGAGAUUAUACUUACAUUUUCAGGAGUUAUUUUUCUACUGAAGCAAUAUGCUUGUACGUAUCUAUAUCUGCCUAUUUGAUUUCUUUAUACUCUCAUGAAAAACAAAAUAUAAUACACGUAAAUUAUAAUUUAAAAGAAUCUAAUAAAUGUAAGCUAUCUAACUUUAAACAUAGCAGCAAUAUCUUAAGCAAUUACUUAGAAUUUAAUAAAAAAAGCCGGGUUGUGUAGAGAAAAACAAUGUUUUGACUUGCCUAUCUAAUUUUGUAGUUUAAUUGUGUAUUUAUUUAUAUACUUAAUGUAUUUAUUUUUGAAAAAUACUCAAUAAAAUAU
Messenger RNA from Bicyclus anynana (squinting bush brown), 2813 nucleotides. RefSeq lists its product as uncharacterized. Bases 222 to 1361 code for a protein of 379 amino acids. Lineage: Eukaryota; Metazoa; Arthropoda; Insecta; Lepidoptera; Nymphalidae. The transcript is spliced from 7 exons. The record is from RefSeq and is a predicted model, not a curated record.